AUGGCAAAUCCCAAUAACAAAUCCAAGAACUGGUUGUCUCGUUUGAGAGACUUGAGAAUUCGACGGCGAUCUUUGGACAGCUCCGAACAGAGAAGUGAAGAUAAUAUAUUAUAUCGACGGGGUAUUUAUGUGCACAAUAAUAUUUCUUCUAAUAAUGAUCCACAGACACAAUCUUCUUGGACCAGAAAUGGGUUCCGAAGAAGUAUCCUCAAGAUGCAUAAUCGUGUGAAAGAUGUAUUCAAACAGAAAAAUACUAAUUCAAAUACUAGCACAACCAGACAUACUAUUGCAGUUGUUUCCAAUGGAACUUCAUCAUCACAUAUUUCACAAAGAGUAACACUUUCAUCACCUGCACGACAUGUGGAAAACAUUUACAGUUUUGGGCCUGUGAAAAAACCUGCAGGUUCACCAAAUUCUGAAAGACCUUCACCAAGAGUUUCACCUUGUCCUGCCAGGAUUACUUUGGCUUCACCAGUGCCCUCAAAUUCUUCAGUUUCAAUAUCAGCACCAGCCCCAGUAGUACCUCCAAGGAGACGAAAUUUUGCUCAACUGUCCCCUGAAGCUCCAAAUGGUAGUGUGCCCAAAAAUGAAAUUGCAAAUCUUACCAAUUACUACUGGUAUUGGGGCCCAAUUUCCAGGUCUCAGGCUGAAGACAGGCUCAAAGAUUCUCCUGAUGGAGCUUUCCUUGUUAGGGACUCCACAGCAGAUAGGUAUAUCUUCACUAUGAGUUUCCGAAGCAUUGGAAAAAUUCUCCACACCAGAAUAGAAUACACCAAAUCUGGUUACAGUCUAUUUGACCAAGUAGGUUACAAAAGCAUUGCUGAACUAGUUGAAGAUGCUAUUAUGAAAUCGAAGAAUAGUGUUUAUUGCUACACAAAAACUAGAGAUUUUGUUCAACCUAAUUUCCCUGUGAGACUCACUCUACCUGUUUCAAGGUAUGAUAAAGUGCCGACUUUGAAGUAUCUUUCUCGGUUUGUUAUAAGACAAUUUGUGAUUAUCAAUGAUAUGGAUAAGUUACCACUGCCGGAUGCAUUAAUCAGUUAUUUACAAGAACAAGGACCUUACUUUUAG
Messenger RNA from Phaedon cochleariae (mustard beetle), 1071 nucleotides. Lineage: Eukaryota; Metazoa; Arthropoda; Insecta; Coleoptera; Chrysomelidae. The record is from the annotation of a GenBank genome assembly.